AGUGUGUGGGUGUGCAGACAGAAAUUAACCUGAGCUGAACAGUCCAGUGCAGGAAAAUAUUAUACAACUUUGCUAAUAGCAUGUCAAGCAAAAAUAGCAGCAGUCAUUAUCAGGGGAGGAUGACUACAACAUGGCAUCAUAUCAUCACCUCCCUAGGUGCCUAAUACGAAGUUGCCUUAGUCCAGGACACAGCCGGCCAGGAUGGCUCUGAUCGAGGGCGUGGGCGAUGAGGUCACUCUUCUCUUUGGAGUUGUGUUCCUCUUGCUCGUCCUGGUCCUGGCCUGGGCCUCUACGCACACGGCUGAGCCGCCUGAUCACCUCGUCCCAUCCGGCUCGAGCUCGGUCCCCUCGGCAGAGCCGGAGAGCCAAGAGCCCCGUCCCCCUAGUGACAUUACUUCUCCAGCUCGCAGCUCAAGGGAAGACGAUAAGACUGAGACGGGAGCCGAGAGUGACGCUGAGGGGCAUGGAGGCAGUGCAGAGGCUGCAGGAGAGGAAAGCCUCUUGGGGGCAGAAGGUCUGAGACACAGAGGCAUCUCGGGACCUUCGCUCAGCACGCAGCCACUAGCCAGUGCUUUAGAUGCCACACAGGCGUCUAUUUCCGAAGACGUGCCCGAUAACGCGCAGAGAAACAUGGUGCUAAGGCUGAAGUUUCUGAAUGACACCGAGAGAAUAGCACAGGUCAACCCUGAGGAUACCAUCGGCUACAUUAAAAGGACCUACUUUGCUGGCCAGGAGCACCAAGUGCGUCUGAUCUACCAGGGCCAGCUCCUCCAGGAUGACGCCCAGACUCUGGCCUCUCUUAACCUCGCUGAUAACUGCGUCCUGCACUGUCACAUCUCACAAAACGCCACACGGGCAAUGCCCGCAGGUGCUCGUGCUGCCGACCAGGUGCAUGUGGCGCUAAACAUCGGGAGCCUGAUGGUCCCUUUGUUCGUGCUCAUGCUCUCCGUGCUGUGGUACUUCCAGUUUCAGUAUCGCCAGUUCUUCACUGCUCCUGCCACCGCCUCUCUCGUGGGCAUUACCAUUUUUUUUAGUUUCGUCGCCUUCGGGGUGUACCGCCGUUGAUCACAAGAGCUUCAUCUGAUUCGUAUACUUAGCCUGAAGACACACACGUACAUUACACACACACAAACAAAAAUACAUAUACAGUACAUACCAGCACCACAGUACAUUGUUUCUGGGAUCUCUGGACUUUCUCGGGUUUGUUGAAGGCUAUGAUUUCAGAAAGGUCUUAUUUUCUUUACUGUAGAUCAGUUACAUCAACAACAAGCUUGUCACACAGUAAUGUGCUCUGUAUUUAAUUUUAUUAGUUUUUUUUGUUUGUUUUUUAAUAAUGCUCAUUAGAAAAGCUCAUCGUGCCUAUCUUGAUUUUUUUUUUUUUUUUUUUUUCCUUCUCCCCCUUGUCAAAGAUUUUGGCUUUGCAGGCAGCCGGUGUGUAGCUGGUGCUUGCUUAUGGGAGGGUUUGGUAGUCACAUGACUGUUCAAACUUUUAGGCAGGUUAAUCUGUCUCUGUCUGUCCGUCUCUCCCUGAUAAGAAGGGAGAGCAGAUGGCGCUGCUGAUGUAUGUCAGGACUAUUGAAGUACUUUGUGUAAAAAAUGGAUUUUGAAACAAAGACAUAAUCUAUUAAAUCAUUCUUUUAUUUAUUGGA
Clarias gariepinus (North African catfish) is the source of this 1649-nucleotide messenger RNA. It is a transcript of the gene tmub1, whose product is annotated as transmembrane and ubiquitin-like domain containing 1. The transcript has 3 exons. The coding region runs from base 202 to 1065 and encodes 287 amino acids. The record is from RefSeq and is a predicted model, not a curated record. Gene Ontology annotation, molecular function: protein binding. NCBI's taxonomy places the organism in Eukaryota, Metazoa, Chordata, Actinopteri, Siluriformes, Clariidae.